AUGACGCAUAUUUCUAUCUUGCUUCAUUUGUGGAAUUUUAAGAUGGUCUUGGAUUUCGGUGUAGGCUGUUCUAGUAGUAGCAGUGGUGGUAGUGGUGGUUUAUUCGGUGGUAGUAGCGGUGGUGGUAGUGGUGGUUUAUUCGGUGGUAGUAGCGGUGGUGGUAGUGGUGGUUUAUUCGGUGGUAGUAGCGGUGGUGGUAGUGGUGGUUUAUUCGGUGGUAGUAGCGGUGGUGGUAGUGGUGGUUUAUUCGGUGGUAGUAGCGGUGGUAGUAGUGGUGGUUUAUUCGGUGGUAGUAGCGGUGGUUUAUUCGGUGGUAGUAGCGGUGGUAGUAGUGGUGGUUUAUUCGGUGGUAGUAGCGGUGGUUUAUUCGGUGGUAGUAGCGGUGGUAGUAGUGGUGGUUUAUUCGGUGUUACUAGCAGUGGAUCUGAUGUUAGUAGUAGUGUCAGUUUUGCCUCUGCUGGAAAUCGCCAAACCUCAGGAAGUGAGUACACCUACUCGCAAUCGAAAGAGCAGUUUUGCACCAAAGACAAAGAUGUCUGCAAACCAUCCUACAGUGGAUACAAGGGCGAAACUGAUGAAAAGAAAGUGGAUAAAGGACCUAUUCCUAAAGGUACGUACACAAUUGACAACAGUUGUUCUAAACAAGGUGAAAGAUGCAAUCUGAUUCCGGACGCCAACAAUAAGAUGCAUGGUCGAUCUAACUUCCAGAUUCACGGUGACAACAAGCAUGGCAAUAGAUCUGCAAGUCAUGGAUGCAUUAUUCUGAAUACGGCAGAUAGAAAAAAUUUGAAAAAAGGUGAUAAAGUAGUCGUUAUCGAAUAA
Adineta ricciae is the source of this 822-nucleotide messenger RNA. Lineage: Eukaryota; Metazoa; Rotifera; Eurotatoria; Adinetida; Adinetidae. The record is from the annotation of a GenBank genome assembly.